AUGGCAAGCUAUGCCGCUGUGGCAGCGCAAGGAGCAAUGGCAACAAGUAUACACAGCCCACAAAACACAAGACCACCUGCUCAAACGCAUCGUGAGAUCAUCGUGAAUAUUAGAAAUGCACAAACGAUCCUCCACCUGCGGGCCAUGAACCCACGCAACCUGAAAGCCCACGUCGAGCAAGCUAUAGCCCAGGGCGGAGUAACUAACGCAAAGGUCAUGUCUGUCAACCAACUCAUGAGCGGAGAUAUCAGUAUAAAAACGGUCACGCCGAGCGAAACACAAACGCUCAGACAGUCCGCCCAGGAAUGGGUCCCUAGGAUAGGGAACGGAAUGUCAAUACGCCGCCAGACGUACGGUGUGCUCGUGCACAGCGUAUAUACUAAAGAUGUAGAUAUGGACAGACUGGACGAGAUCAAUGCUGCUAUCUUGAGUGAGAACAAGCCUUUCAUCCCAACAGCAGAAAUCAAAUACAUCGGAUGGCUCAGUCGGAAGGCACAGACCAAGAGGAUGUCCACGCUGGUAAUCGAGUUUACUAAGCCGGAGGAUGCGAAUAAGAUCAUUGAUGAGGGGUUAACAUGGCAGGGGUGCCACCAUGACACCGAGAGAUACGAACGACAAUGCCGCCUGAAGCAAUGCUUCAACUGCCAGAAAUACGGCCACAUAGGAACCCAAUGCAAAGCCAGAACAGCAUGCGGCCACUGCGCGCAAGAACACAACUCCCGGGACUGCCCUUCGAAAGCCGACACACCCAAGAAGUGCGCGGGUUGCAACGGCCCGCAUGAGUCCUGGAACCGCCAUUGCAAGAUCAGGAAGGAACAGCUUACCAGGACCAAGGCGGCGUACGACAACCGACCCAAGUACCACCCGGUACUGGGGACCCCGAAGCCGGUAGCCCAGGUUGGAAACCCCACAACCGGAAUGAAGAGACAACGGUCAACGAGGGACCUGACCGCCUCCCAAGCAGGCCGGGCUUCGAAGCAGACCAAUACAGGGCGGGCCAGCGGCGAGGGGAACAAGGAGAACGAAUCGCCGGCAAACAGCCAGAGGCCGCAACGCGUGAUACAACUAUCACGUAAGGCACUGGAGGCGCGAGACACUAAUGCAACCACCAAUAUAGAAAUAGAAGAGGACAUGGAUAUGACCCCCAUAUAA
This is a messenger RNA of Verruconis gallopava, 1152 nucleotides long. RefSeq lists its product as uncharacterized. The transcript has a single exon. The coding region runs from base 1 to 1152 and encodes 383 amino acids. Lineage: Eukaryota; Fungi; Ascomycota; Dothideomycetes; Venturiales; Sympoventuriaceae. The record is from RefSeq and is a predicted model, not a curated record. Gene Ontology annotation, molecular function: zinc ion binding; nucleic acid binding.